Molecule: messenger RNA, 1248 nt
Organism: Vigna angularis (adzuki bean)
Lineage: Eukaryota; Viridiplantae; Streptophyta; Magnoliopsida; Fabales; Fabaceae
Exons: 3
Coding region: 1-1248 (415 amino acids)
Molecular function (GO): nucleic acid binding; zinc ion binding
Source: RefSeq, a predicted model, not a curated record
AUGAAACAAUUCAAGGCGACCAGAGUCUCAGCUGAGGCCUCUCAGAGGCAAUAUGUGGAUAUUAUGCACCAUCCGGCUAAGUUCAGUGGGAAGUGUAGUCCGGAUGAGACCGAUCAGUGGUUCCGAGACAUGGAGAGGAUCUUCCAUGCCAAGAGGUGUUCGGAUGAGAACCGAUUGGCUUUUUCUGAGUAUUUGCUAACAGGAGAAACUAGUCAUUGGUGGAGUAGCAUGAGAAUGCUAUUGGAAGGGAGCGGUACUCCCAUAUCUUGGGAAGUAUUCAAGCAUAAGUUUUACACUGAGUACUUUUCAGAUAGCGUUCGGUUUGCAAAGGAGGUAGAGUUCCUUCAGCUGGUUCAGGGAAACAUGUUAGUAUUAGAGUAUGCCGAUCAGUUCAAGCAUCUUUUAAGGUUUCAUACGUUGAGAAUGAAUGAAGAGGGGCAGUGCAUGAAGUUUGAUAAUGGGUUGAGAGGUGAUAUCAAGUUGUUGGUCACCAGUUUAAGUAUCAAGGAGUUUCCAGCUUUGGUGGAAAAGGCUAGAGUUUUAGAGAAGACAAAAAUGGAAGUGGAAAGUCAUCAAAGACAGCCACCGAGGGUUGGAGGACCGAACAUUUCCAGAGGGCAGCAAGGGUCAAUAAGUUGUUAUAACUGUGGAGGACCUCAUGUUAAGUCAGUUUGUCCUCAAUUGAGAGAGUACAAGAGGUGCAAUCGGUGUGGAAGGGAAGGUCAUUACGAGAGGGAUUGUCCCUUGGGUAGAAGGGAAGUGGUUCAGAACCAUUCGGUUGGGAGGUUUCAGCCGAGAGGAGGUGUCAGACCUCAGACUAUUGGAAGGGUCUAUGCUAUGUCAAGAGUAGAAGCGGCCAGUUCAGCUAAGCUUAUUAUCAGUCAAUGCUUGUUGUAUCGUAGAGAUUGUGUAGUGUUGUUUGAUUCUGGGGCAACGCAUUCUUUUGUUUCUGAUGCAUGUGUAGAGAGAUUGGGGUUAACUGUGGGAGAGUUACAGUGUGAUCUGGUGGUGUCUACACCAACAACAGGUUUAGUUAGGACAUCUUUAGUGUGUGCUAGAUAUCCGGUUGAGGUUGAGGGGCGUCGGUUCAAGGUGAAUCUUAUCUAUUUACCUUUGCAAGGUUUAGAAGUAAUUAUAGGAAUGGAUUGGUUGUCUACCAAUCAUAUUCUUAUAGAUUGUGGAGAGAAGAAGUUGGUAUUUCCUAAAAAGGGAGAAGUCGUGCCAAUUUCUUCUGGGCAGUUGAAGUAA